CGGGGUUUCGUGGGUUCGUUUUACUGUAUUGGUUGGGCGCUCUGCCCGAGAGUGCCAUGGAGACUCAUUGCCCGCUGUGGCUGCUAAGUGGUAUCAUACACGUUCGUCUCAUCCAUCUCCCAUCGCCUGUCUGGGGAUUACACAUUGAGAGGACCCUUGCCCUGGCCGACGGUAGGGCCCUUGGCGAGGCCCUGGCUCUGGCCGCCGCUGGCUGGGAGGCCCUCGAUGGCCUCGCCGUGCUCGUGCUCCGGCAUGGGGGCCGUCUUGUCGGCACGGGCCACGUGGUCGGACUGCUCCUGGCCGGCGCCGUGGAUGAUUUCGUUGUUCUCAGGGGCGUUGUGUGCGUGGCUUCCGUCGCGAGGCAUGUUGGCGGUUAUGUGAGGAAGAGGAAGGGUUGGUUGUUGUAGUUGUGAUGAUGAUGAUGUUGUUUGUUGGAUGAGGUGAAUGUCAACUGGAAGAGAAGGAAGACAUGACGGAAGACCGCAGCAUUCAGCGGCUCAAAAUAUAUCGUGAAACUGAACCUCGAGUGACGUUUGUAGUGCGCCUGGAGCUGCCGAGCUUGACGUCAUCCCAGGAGCUGUGGAGGGGCACGCGAGCGGCCGGGAAGCCACGCCGUGUCGAUUACCUAAAGUCCCACCAUGCCGCCUUACUCGCGCGUGCUCCAACGGACGGUUCUACUAGAGGUGAAGGCCAAGGCCAGGCUGGCCAAGCGUCGUGAACG
Molecule: messenger RNA, 721 nt
Organism: Microdochium trichocladiopsis
Lineage: Eukaryota; Fungi; Ascomycota; Sordariomycetes; Xylariales; Microdochiaceae
Exons: 3
Coding region: 57-407 (116 amino acids)
Source: RefSeq, a predicted model, not a curated record